Daphnia carinata is the source of this 2550-nucleotide messenger RNA. It is a transcript of the gene Suv3, whose product is annotated as ATP-dependent RNA helicase SUV3 homolog, mitochondrial-like. The record is from RefSeq and is a predicted model, not a curated record. Bases 212 to 2506 code for a protein of 764 amino acids. Gene Ontology annotation, cellular component: mitochondrial degradosome. NCBI's taxonomy places the organism in Eukaryota, Metazoa, Arthropoda, Branchiopoda, Diplostraca, Daphniidae. Gene Ontology annotation, molecular function: hydrolase activity, acting on acid anhydrides; RNA helicase activity; ATP binding. The transcript has 7 exons. Gene Ontology annotation, biological process: mitochondrial RNA 3'-end processing; RNA catabolic process.
UAUGGACUGAAUGAUUAGAAGCGAACCGCAGGGAAUUCCCACGUUUACCUACUUUACCCUGCAGCAACUCAUUCCACAUUUUACUCAAACACUCCCUUCGGAAAAUUCAAACAUUAUUUCUAAGCAUGGUUCGAAGCCCGUUUUAGUCGGCUUGUUUACAAACUGAGAUUGAAAAGUUGUCUCAGAUUCAAAUUACCUACAUUAAAUCACCAUGUUUAUGAAUGGAAUCGCAAAGUAUUUUGGAAGACGGGUAUUUUCCCAUACCAAUUACCAUAGGAUUAUAAGACAGAAAAAAACGAUGCCAACACUUUCACAAUUAAUAGUCCCGCAGCCUGUAAAAUCUGGACCAGACGAUUUAAAUGUUGGAGCCGAAUUAACUGGAAAACUAGAUAAAGAAGAAGUGAUGAAAUGGUUGUCAAAAUUUUAUCAACGAAGAGAAAUUAAAGCUGCUGCAAUAGAGAAUGGAAUUGAUAAUUAUAUUUACCAUCAAACAUAUCUCAGCUUUAGGAAGUUCUGUCUUGAAAUAGACAAGUUACCAGUUGAUUUACAUGUCACAUUCAGUGAUAUUAUAGCAGGAGCUUGUCAUCUAGACAGCUUGCUGCCAUACUUUAUUCGGCAUGCAAAACAAGUGUUUCCUCAUCUUGAAUGCCUUGAUGACUUGAAGAAAAUCUCUGACCUUAGGCUUCCGGCAAACUGGUACCCAGAAGCAAGGGCAUUGACAAGAAAAAUUGUAUUUCAUUCUGGCCCAACCAACAGUGGGAAAACUUAUCAUGCACUCGAACGUUUUUUUAGCUCAAAAUCAGGGGUUUAUUGUGGACCUUUGAAAUUGCUAGCAUCUGAAGUUUUUUAUAAAAGCAAUCAUCGUGGUGUUCCCUGUGAUUUAGUUACUGGAGAAGAAAGAAACUUUGCCAACAUUAGUAAAACUCCUUCUUCCCAUGUGUCAUGCACUGUAGAAAUGGUCUCAGUGAACACUCCAUAUGAGGUAGCUGUCAUUGAUGAAAUUCAAAUGCUGAAAGACCCUAGUCGAGGUUGGGCAUGGACUAGAGCGUUAUUAGGCAUUGUUGCAGAGGAGGUACAUGUUUGCGGUGAAGCUGCGGCGAUUGAUGUUGUAAAAGAGAUUAUCUUGAGUGCCAGUGAAGAAGUUGAACUGCGUCGGUACAAACGUCUUACUGAACUAAUAAUAGAAGAGUCUUCACUUGGAACUCUUGAGAAAAUCAGACCCGGUGACUGUCUGGUAUGUUUCAACAAACAAGAUAUAUUCUGGGCUACACGACAAAUCGAAGCUAUGGGAAAAGAAUGUGCUGUCAUAUAUGGGAGUUUACCCCCUGGAACGAAAUUGGCACAAGCCAAGAAAUUUAAUGAUCCUGAUCAUUCUUGUAAAGUCUUGGUGGCGACCGAUGCAAUCGGAAUGGGACUAAAUUUAAAUAUUGGCCGCGUCAUAUUCAAUUCCCUGAUCAAACCUACAGUUAAUGAAAAAGGAGAGAAGGAAAUGGAUACAAUCACCACCUCCCAAGCUUUACAAAUUGCGGGAAGAGCUGGUCGUUAUGGGACUCAGUUUUCCACUGGUUAUGUUACAACAAUGAAGAAUGAAGACUUACCCACUCUCAAGCGACUGUUAUCUCAGCACCCAGAGCCUAUCACCCAAGUUGGGUUGCAUCCAACAGCUGAGCAAAUUGAGCUCUAUGCCUAUCAUUUGCCGCAUGCGAACUUAUCCAAUUUGAUAGAUAUAUUUGUGAAUCUGUCAACGGUUGACGAUUCCCUUUAUUUCAUUUGCAAUAUUGAUGAUUUCAAAUUCUUAGCUGACAUGAUUCAACAUGUGCCUCUUCCUCUACGAGCGCGUUAUGUGUUUUGCUGUGCACCAAUCAAUCGAAAAAUACCAUUCGUUUGCUCCAUGUUUUUGAAGUUUGCACGUCAGUAUAGCAGAAACGAAGUUCUUUCAUUUGAUUGGUUGGGUCGACAGAUCGGCUUACCGUUUGCUUGUCCGAACACACUGUUAGAUUUAGUUCACCUCGAAUCGGUCUUCGAUGUACUUGAUCUUUAUCUCUGGUUGAGUUAUCGUUUCCAGGACUUGUUUCCGGACGCCAGUUUCGUUCGUGAUAUGCAAAAGGAACUUGACUGUUUAAUUCAAGCAGGUGUGGCUCAACUUACACGGCUCUUGAUCAAUUCUGAAACUAAAGUCAGCAGUGGUACUAGCCAAGCAGUCGAGGCAGAAGAAAACCGAUCUGCCCUUUUUGCAAAGAAACCCUCAUAUUCACAUGACCGCAAUGCAAUGGCCAGAGGUAACCCGCUGUCAUCACAUGGACGAAUAGCCGAUCGUUUGCUUUCCGAAGGUCUUUUAACACCUAAAAUGUUGGAGGAAUUGAAGAAAGAAUGGCAGUUCCAGAAAGAUUGUGAAAAAGAAUCAUUUGAGGCAUCGGAUCGUUUUGUACAUAAGUCGAAUCCUGUUAAGCACAGCAGGAACGACACGUUGAGUACUAGACGGUUAAGUAGAAAGCGUCGAACGUAGUGAUGUUUGUCUGGUCAUUUUAGGAAUAAAUGGUCAAAUUGUGA